CCCGAGGUGUUGCUCGCCUCGGAUGUGGUGUACACGGCCCCGGCGAGGAAGGCCCUGUUCGCCACACUGGCAGCGCUGCUGGCGCCACUGCCGGUGUCCUCGCGUGGACCAGCGCAGCAAGAGGAGGCGGCGCAGCAGUCGCAGGCAGGGGGGCUGCAGGAGGGACAAAGGCAGGAGCAGGCAGCACCUUCUUCCGGGCCGGGCGGGGUGUGUGGGCCCCCAGCUGGCCAGGACGGAGAUCUGGCUGAGGGACAGUCGGGCUUGCGGGGCGGCGGCGGCGGUGGCAGCCACGACUCCUCCGGGGAGGGCGGCAGCAGUCUCGGCGGUAACCCUAGCAGCGGCAGCAGCAGGAGCGGCGGUUGCGGUGGGUUUCCGGUGGCGGUUCUGAGCUUCGAGAUGCGGCCGGGUGUGGAGGAGCUGCCGCAGCUGUGCGAGCAGCACGGUUUGGCGUCUGAGGAGGUACCCCCCGAGGAGCUGCACCCCGAGUGGCGCACCCCCGACAUCCGGGUGUUCUUGCUGCGGAGGAGGAGGCAGCCGGCGGCCGCGGGGUAGAGGUGGCUUAUGUAGUAGGGCUUUGAGUUGGGCGGGACGAGGGGGCUGAGCGGAGGUGCUUGCAUGCACACGCACUAGGGCUGUACCGGUAAACACAUUACGUUGGGUGAGCUGGAGGGAAGGGCAGUUCAUCUUGUUGUGAAAUGAAAUGACGAGCAAGAUGACGAGUGAUUUGAGAAGCUAACGGCGAUGGCUGUGAUGAGCGGUCCCUGGCCGUGCGCUUGGUUUCCUUCCGUUGCAGACAGCAUGCAGGAUGGUUUUCGUGGGGAGGUGCGCUAUUCUGCGGCACAUUGAAGCAGCGCAGUGCUGCUUGGUAGACGCAUUGGUGGAGGUGCUGGCAGCACGUGCGGCUAACAGGUGUCGCCGGGUAACCAGCGCUGCCGUCUUGUUGCAUGGGGGGAACUGCUACAACCCUCAAAACACAACCCCCUAGUACGGUUAGCCGCGGUGCGGCUCUGAGUUGAAGUCCAC
Astrephomene gubernaculifera is the source of this 1023-nucleotide messenger RNA. Lineage: Eukaryota; Viridiplantae; Chlorophyta; Chlorophyceae; Chlamydomonadales; Astrephomenaceae. The record is from the annotation of a GenBank genome assembly.